This is a messenger RNA of Oreochromis niloticus (Nile tilapia), 2725 nucleotides long. RefSeq names its product regulator of G protein signaling 9a (gene rgs9a). Gene Ontology annotation, cellular component: plasma membrane; cytoplasm; neuron projection. NCBI's taxonomy places the organism in Eukaryota, Metazoa, Chordata, Actinopteri, Cichliformes, Cichlidae. Bases 178 to 1623 code for a protein of 481 amino acids. Gene Ontology annotation, biological process: positive regulation of GTPase activity; regulation of G protein-coupled receptor signaling pathway; G protein-coupled receptor signaling pathway. Gene Ontology annotation, molecular function: GTPase activator activity. The record is from RefSeq and is a predicted model, not a curated record. The transcript is spliced from 17 exons.
UGGAGGAAUAAUCCAUCCUUAGCCUCCGGUCUUACAAUCUCCUCACAGACGCUACCUCUGUUCACUGCAGGCAUGCAUUUGCCUGUCAGCAACUAAACCUGUUCUAACUGGGACAUUUCAUACCAGGAUUUGAUUUGAUUGCUUUACAUCUGAUUCGCGCUUCAUUCAUCUGCAAAAAUGACUAUCAGAACAGCGCGCCCAAACCGGGCACAACAUUUCCAGCCCCGUUUGUAUUGCCUCAAAAAGCUGGAAUCGAUUUUGCUAGAAAUGCAGGACCCAAAAAUUGGAGUUAAAGGUACAGAGCAGAAGCUCAAUAUCAGUACCAUCCCACAUGUCAUUGCCGGUAAUGACAUAAUUGCUUGGAUUAGCAACAAAAUGAAGACCAGUACAGAAGAGGCUCAGGCCUUUGGCACCAUGUUGGUAGCUUAUGGUUACAUCUACCCCCUGCAGAACCAUAAGAAGCUGGUCAUGUGCAACGACAGCAGCCUGUACCGUUUCCAGACUCCUUACUUCUGGCCAACACAGAAAUGGGUCCCAGACGACUCUGAUUAUGCUAUUUACCUGGCAAAGCGGAACAUCCGGAAGAAGGGCAUGCUGGAACCAUAUGAACAGGCACAUUACAAUCACCUCCAUGAAUGGCUGAACCACAAAUGGGAUUUUAUUGUGAUGCAAGCAACUGAACAGUAUAAGGCUGGCAAAGAGAGGAAGAAGCCAGAUCGCGUGGUGUUUGACUGCCAGGAGAGGGCGUACUGGAUGGUGAACAGGCCUCCGCGUUGUGCUCACAGUGCCAUGGACUGUGGUCCAGACAGGCUCAUUGACCCAAACACAGAUGAGAAAACCACUUUUGAUAUCCAUAGACGCAAGAACAUGUUCUAUCAACAAGCUAUCAUGAGGUCCAAGGUCAAAUCUAGCGUCUCUCUGGGAGCGCUGGUCAAAUACAUCACAACCUACAAAAAUCACGACCCAUUCCUGGCUUCCUGUCUACCCAGCAACCCCUGGCAAACAGACCAUGAUGCAUACUGGACUCUCAACAUGAGAAGGGUUGAAGUUCCUACUAAAAUGCGUGUGGAGCGCUGGUCCUUCAGCUUAUUCGAGCUGCUGAGCGACCUGCGAGGGCGAGAUGACUUCAAGAUCUUCCUUAAGAAGGAGUUCAGUGGUGAGAACUUGGCUUUUUGGGAAGCAGCAGAAGAACUGAAGUGGGGAACCGCAUCGUCUAUGUCAACAAAAGCUGAGACCAUCUUCAAGACCUUCCUGGCCCCUGGCGCCCCCCGCUGGAUCAACAUUGAUGGCAGGACAAUGGGUCUGACAGUGAAAGGUCUGGAACAUCCUCACCGCUAUGUGCUGGAAGCAGCACAGACGCACGUCUUCAUGCUCAUGAAAAAGGACACGUUCUUCCGUUACCUCAAGUCACCUACAUACAAGGACAUCCAGAAGAAGGCACUGAACCCUGAACAGCACAACUUCAGUCCUGCCAAUCUGGAGCAAAAUGCUCUGAACCGGAGCCCGGGCAUCCACCCCAUCAUCCUCUGGCAGCAAGAAGAGGAGGAAAAAGCCAAGGUUGCCGCUGCCUCCGCUCCAGUGGAUGUCAAGGCCAUGAUGAGCAAGAUCGACAGGAAGAAGUAGAAAAAUAUAGUGCAGGUGUGUUUGUAUGCACGCAGUUUGGUUCAAAGCAGUCCUCUUUGUAGCUGGAUACAUAAAAGGUGUCACUUUACUUAUUGAUGGUCUCCCGUUUUAGUAACUGUGAGUUAAUUUAAACUGUAAGGAAAAACUUUAUUGGCUUUCAGGGCCAAGAUCUGUCUGUGCACAAAUUACAUUUCAUUUGCUUGUUUGAGUGAAAUACUCCUAAAGACUCUCAAGUUAUAGUUUGACAAACAAUCAUUUACAUAUCACAUUUUCUGAUGCAUUUAAAGCUGUUCCUCCAGUUUCUACUAGUCAGCGGAUCAUCUUUCAUGUAUAUUGUGCUAACACAGUUUGUUAAUAACACUCCUACUGUUGUGAAUAUAGAACUGUAGCUGCACAUAUGCACUGCUGUCAUUACAGGGUUUUGUUUUGGUCUUAUUAGAUUAAAUGUGUCACAGUCAUGCAAAAUAGCAUUUCAGUGCAUGUCAAUGAAAGAGUAUCUGUGUAGCAACCAAGUGUGGACCAUGUCCCCAAAAUACAAAUAAAUAAAAGAGAAUAAAUAAGCUCAACAUGUCGAAGACUUUGAAUGUCACGGCUGAUUUUUUUUCCUUUCACUGAUUCUUCUUUUAAUCAGCCAACAUAAUCAGUCCCUACUGAUAUAUCAAGGAUACAUCAAUAUUGGCAUAAAUACUGUGUUUGUAUUCAAAUCAAAAAGAGUUUAUUUUAACAGAGCUGUGCAAAAACACGUUGGUGAUCAUUUAACAUGGUGUCUGGAGGAGGAGCUUAAACCUCGUCGUCUCUCAGCACUGUAGGCAUCUGUGGCUCAGAGGCUACAGUAGGUUGUAUCACUGGGUAAGUUUAUAAGUAAGUAACAUUUAUUUACAACAAUUAAAGCACAAUAAAUACCAAAGAGAACCAUGUUCAAACAGAAGGAAAAUGGUUUAAUCUGCUGAUUUAAAGGUUUUUAACUGUUUUUAAAGACUCCACAGAGCUUAAGUGUGAACUGUUUUAAAGCCUUGGAGCCAAAGACUGAAAGAUUCUGUCCUUCUUAGUCCUCAGUCUUACAUGAGAUACAAAUAGUUUAGAUGAGAAGUGUGGAGAGCAA